UUGAGUAUUGUUAUUUAUUGCCUAUGUCAGUGAACAGAAUUAAUUUAUUUAUAAUUAGUGAUGUGAAAUACAAGCAGAAUCAUGCAAGAUAUUCCUUUUAUUCUGUCAGAAAGUCAACAAGUGAAUUCCAUUCUUUACAAACCAAUAAAUUUAACUCAACGAAUUAAGUAUACGUGUAUAGGUGUUUCUUCAAGUUGCAUCGUACUUGGCUCAACUAGUGGAAGUCUCUACUUAUUCAGAAGAGAACCAUGUAUUUUUCAACAAUUAAUUCCACUGUCGGAAGGAGCUGUGUCUCGUGUAGAGAUUUCACCCGAUGAAAAAACAGUAGCUUUAGCGACGACUCGUGGCAGUGUUUGCCUUGUCACAUUGAAACCGGCAAUAAAACUCGUUGCAGUAUCCGUGGAACAUGUUGGAGAACAUAUAAAAAGUCUCUGUUGGAACGAUAACAGUUCUGAGCUUUACAGCGGUGAUGAAAUUGGCAAAGUUUCAGUCAUGGUUCUUUCAUUCUUCACGGUGACAGGAAUGUUUCAGGCACCAGCCUGCACAUUAAUGCAACUAGACUCGAGUAUCGUUCAACUUAGUUUUUCCGCUCCUCUUUUACUUGUAUCGACCAUAACUCGUUGCUAUAUUUGUGACACUAUUCUGGAACAAUAUAAGCAAAUAGGAAAUAAGGCAAGGGAUGGCGAGUACGGGGCAUGUUUUCUGAAACCGCUUCUGGGGAGCGAAGAAUCGCCAAAAACUGAGGAAGAAGAGAACAUUUCUAGAAGAAGGACGUUUAGUUUAAAUACUGAAGGCGAGGUUUCAAGUCUAAAUGAAAGUCAAUUCAAAAUAUUUUGCGCAAGACCGGGUUCGCGGCUUUGGGAAGUUACAACUAAUGGCACUGUUAUUAAAACUCAUCAGUUUAAGGAAGCUUUAGCGAUUCCGCCUUUGCCUGUUUACAAAGUUACCAAAGAAAUGAAGAUAGAAACGAAUCGCUCUUGGCCUUCUCAAUCUUUGAUGUUCUCUCAACUUUCACCAAUAAAUGGAGAAUUUCUCUUUUCCCACACCCCAAGUGGUUUAUAUAUUCUGGACCCUAAGAAUGCAUCUGUAAUUCUUUGGAGCGAAGAAUUUGUAAAUGUAUCGGAAGCUCAUGUAGUUAAUUACGAAAUCUAUUUAAUGACACAAUCAGGAAAAUUCCAUUGCUUGACGCUGUCUUCAGUGGAUUCGUUAAUAGUUACCCUUUACGAUAAGAAGCUUUAUGAAGACUGUCUACAAACAUCUAUCAGUUUUAGAUCCCGUAUGUUAAAAUCCAUAGUUGAUGAGGAAUCUAAAGGUGACAAUCUAGAUUUAAAAUCUGAUUUUCAAGACUUAAAAUCUCACCAUUCAGACGCUGAAAUCUCGGAUAUUCUUCCUCUUAUAUCGUUCCUUCGAUCAACAUUAAAUCAGCCAAAGAAACUGGAUUGCGGUAUCGUCGUUGUUAAUUCAGGUACUUACAAAAAUAGCCCCGAACCUUGUGGGUCCGGAACUUCGGGUAGUUUUGAAACUAACAGUGAGCAAGAAGAAAAUUUCAUAUGCAAUGGGGUGGAAUUUACAAAUGGAGAUAUUCUAGAGCGACGCGAGAAAAAGGAGGAAAAGAGAAAAAUGAAAGAAGAGAAGAUUGAAAAAGAAAAAAAAUCGGAAUCAAAUGUUCACGAGGCAAUGUGCAAUCUGCAGGCACAGUUGGAACCUCUUCAUAGAGUCGUCGAGUCUUUGAAAUCUUGUGUGAAAGAAGCAGAUGCUGAAAAAGUGCUCUUGACAGUUGCUGACAUGACAAAAGAUGUGAAAAGGAGAUACGAAGAGCCAGAAGACUUAAAGCAUUUCUUCUUUGAAAUGAUUCGUGCAGCUGAGCUCCAGUGCUGUAAGUCCCUUCUGGAAAACUUACGGCUUGACCUUUUACGAACAACAACAAAUGCAACGAUUCUAAACGAAAUCCUCCGGAUCUUCCUAGAUUUAAAUUCUUCAAAUCGCCGCGAGUGCAACACUUGUGGUUUUCCCCACCCCAGUUUCAAUCGUUCUAAGGAACCCAAAUUCAUAGAAACUGGAAGUCUUCUUUUAAAAAAAUUGGAAAAACAAAGCGACGAGUGUUUAAGACUCUGUGAUAAGAUUCCCUUCAUGUGGAGAGAGUAUCUUCCGAUUUAUUUAGAUAAUUGUGUAGGUGAAGACUCCAGAUUAAGAAUUUUGGAAGCUUGUUUGCAAACUAGAGACAGUGUUGUUUUAUCUAUACUUUUACCCAAGUUGGGAGAAAGAGAGUGGAAAAAAGUUGACGAGGGAUUGAGAAAGAUUGAAAAGGGAAUUUGUUUGUCUUGUGGAGAUUCCUGGGGAGAAAGAGAAAUUAAGAUGAAAGAGUUGAUUGACUGGAGUGGCGUCACGCACGAGAUUGUAAAAAAGGAAGGACCAAAUGCGACUUUAGAAUUUCUAUUUAAAGUAGAAAAAUCGUUAAAGGAUCUGAAAUUAGAUAAGAAUGUUUACCAGAAAAUAAUAUUUGCCAAGAUUCUGGAAAUGAAUGGAAUGAAGUGUACUCUUGACUUCUAUCGAAAUCAUUCUGAAGAUGCUGAGUAUAUGUCGAUGUGUUCGCCAAAGAUUCGAGAGCAGCUAAUGGAGUCGUUGGAAAAGGAUUUGGAACAACCAGUGGACAAAAGCGCUUUUGACUCAGGACCCCAUCAUUGGGGAAUUCGAUGUUCGCACAAAUCUUCUACAUGUCCCUGUUGCACGCUUUCUCUUCAGACACGAGUUCUUCUAGGAAACAACGGAAUUGCUCUGUUCCCUUGUGGACAUGCCUAUCACGUAAAUUGUAUGAUUCAGAAAAAAAUUUCACGAUGCGGUCUUCACUGACCUUCCACUCAAUUUAAAUUAAUUUAUCCACAUUAAUAAUUUAGAUUCAUUUCAGUAAA
This is a messenger RNA of Belonocnema kinseyi, 2909 nucleotides long. It is a transcript of the gene pink, whose product is annotated as Hermansky-Pudlak syndrome 5 protein homolog. Bases 82 to 2850 code for a protein of 922 amino acids. The record is from RefSeq and is a predicted model, not a curated record. Gene Ontology annotation, molecular function: protein binding. The transcript is spliced from 8 exons. Gene Ontology annotation, cellular component: cytoplasm. Gene Ontology annotation, biological process: developmental pigmentation. NCBI's taxonomy places the organism in Eukaryota, Metazoa, Arthropoda, Insecta, Hymenoptera, Cynipidae.